AUGUCAGGAAGAGGAAAAGGCGGUAAAGGUCUCGGAAAGGGUGGUGCUAAGCGUCACCGUAAGAUUCUCAGAGAUAACAUCCAAGGUAUUACCAAACCAGCUAUUCGUCGUCUCGCUCGUCGUGGUGGUGUCAAGCGUAUUUCCGGUUUGAUUUACGAAGAGACCCGUGGUGUUCUCAAGGUCUUCUUAGAAAAUGUCAUUCGUGACUCAGUCACCUACACUGAACACGCCAAGAGAAAGACUGUCACAGCUCUUGAUGUUGUCUACGCACUCAAGAGACAAGGAAGAAUCCUUUAUGGUUUCGGUCAAUAAACGAAUUGCUAUGCAACCAUCAAUCCUUCAAAUCAUGGAAAUCGCCUGUAUUUAUUGUUAUGUACAUUACUGAAUAGAUAAUUAAGUUUGACAU
Wallemia mellicola CBS 633.66 is the source of this 406-nucleotide messenger RNA. RefSeq names its product histone-fold-containing protein. Gene Ontology annotation, molecular function: protein heterodimerization activity; DNA binding; structural constituent of chromatin. The record is from RefSeq and is a predicted model, not a curated record. Gene Ontology annotation, cellular component: nucleosome. Lineage: Eukaryota; Fungi; Basidiomycota; Wallemiomycetes; Wallemiales; Wallemiaceae. The transcript has 2 exons. The coding region runs from base 1 to 312 and encodes 103 amino acids. Gene Ontology annotation, biological process: nucleosome assembly.